GGGAGAGUUUGGAAGAGAUGGUGAGAUUGGUUUUAAUGUGUAAAAAAGGAAGUAGAAGAGGAAAAAAGGAAGGAACAGUGGGAGACAAGAAUAUUGAGUUCAGUUUAGAAAUUUAUCUGGAUUGAGAACAUAUGUUGUGGCUUUCUUGUUAAAUUUCACAGAGAAGACACGUUUCUUAAAAUACUUUGUAAUUCUCAGUCAGUUUAAUGUAUCACAUUUAAGCUUGAAUAGUUGUGUCCACUUCUUGGAAGUCACCUGUCACAUUUUCUCUUUUCACUGUAUCUAAAUUUGCUAAAUGCAGACUUAGUUUAAUGGGCUCAUCAAACCCCAAGGCUGCUUUUUCCUUAUGAGGGAGGGACAGAUGAGAGUAAAUUUUCCUCAGGAGCUGGAGUAAAGAGGAAGAGACAGACAGAGAGACAGAAAGACAACAGGCAGGCAGAGACACGGAGACACAGAGACUCAAGGAUGGUGAAAGACGAACAGAAGUAGAGACAGAAACACCUAUAGUCUGACUCAUAGCAGUUCCUUAACAAGGCUCUUGCCUGUGUUUCCUGGAGGCGGAGACUGAUUUCGGAGACGGAGAUAAACUCGAUUCCUUCCACCUACAGACUCCUUUCUAAUGGUGUGGUGUGGUGGUAGCGGCAGUGGUGGUGAUGGGGUAUAUGUGUGAGUGUGUGUUGGGGUGCGUAUGUUUGUGUGUGUGUGUGCGCUCGUUACUGGAGGCAAAGAUUAGAAAUGAGAUACACAUAGAGCACAGUGGGUAUGAGCUCACGAGGUUCAGGUCAAUUAAUUUUACUGCAGCUUGACACUCGAGUCUAAAUCGCCUUGAGCCGGCAGCCGUGGGGACGCGGGACAGCAGGUGCAUGUUAUGUGGAUUGGUAGGGUCCCCCCGCCCCCGCUCCGCCUCCAUCCCGUGUCCGAUUUGGUGUGCAGCCUGGUCUCCUUUGCCUGAUGUGGAGCCGCAAAGGCCAGUUCCCCGCCCCUUCUCUCUCUCCGCCGCUCCCUCCUUCCUUACUCCACUCCCCUUUGUGACCGCUGGAGAUAUUGGCAAGUGUAGCGAGUGACUUGAUCAGAAUGUAGACCAGAAUCCGCUGAGCAGAAGGCAUGGAUAGUAUAUCGAGAGACCGACAACUGGAAGUAGAAGGAGGGUGAGAAAUUUUCCCUCAUUUCUCAGUGUGUGCUCCCUGAGUAUAUGGAGGCACAAUCAUCUCAGUAGCUCAGCCCCAAAUAGGGAUUUGUUAAAGUACGGCGGGUCAAGGAAAAACGGUCAGUGGAGGUGGCCACCCCGCGGUGGCAGAAACGCCCGGUAGCAGCAGGUGGCUUCUUCUGGAACCCAGCGCUAAUAGUCUCAGCGGCCUCAUGGGCAUAGGCUGCCCGGUGCAGUGGACUAAAACGCACCGCUGAACUAGAGCACCGAGUCUCCCUGGUGGCACUGGACACAGAUGGACCCCGAGGUCAUCGGGCGGGGCCUCCGGGCGCCUCCGCCACGGGCACCGCCUCAGCUGUUGCUGCUGCUUCUGCCUCUGCUGCUGUUGCUGCAGGUGGCCGUCCCAGCCUCUGCCUUUUCAGAAAACCUGCUGACCGCCCCGGGGGUGAUGGGGACCAGUCUGGUCUCCGCCAGCCCCGGGAGCGUGGUAGCUCCGGGAACUACUCCCUUUGAGGAGAGCCGGCUGCCGGUGUUUACUCUGGAUUAUCCCCAUGUGCAGAUUCCCUUCGAGAUUACCCUCUGGAUUUUGCUGGCUUCCUUGGCCAAGAUCGGCUUUCACCUCUAUCACAAGUUGCCCACAAUAGUGCCUGAAAGCUGCCUCCUUAUCAUGGUUGGACUUCUACUAGGUGGAAUUAUAUUUGGAGUAGAUGAAAAGUCUCCACCUGCAAUGAAGACAGAUGUAUUUUUCUUAUAUCUCCUUCCACCCAUUGUGCUUGAUGCAGGAUAUUUUAUGCCAACCCGUCCUUUCUUUGAGAACAUUGGCACCAUAUUCUGGUAUGCUGUUGUAGGGACCCUUUGGAAUUCUAUUGGCAUUGGGAUCUCUCUGUUUGGCAUCUGCCAAAUUGAAACAUUUGGCUUGACUGACAUCACUUUGCUACAGAGCCUGCUUUUUGGCAGCUUAAUUUCAGCUGUGGAUCCCGUGGCAGUGCUUGCUGUCUUUGAAAAUAUUCAUGUCAAUGAACAACUUUACAUCUUGGUAUUUGGAGAGUCACUGUUGAAUGAUGCUGUAACAGUGGUGCUGUAUAAUUUGUUCAAGUCCUUUUGCCAGAUGAAAACAAUUGAGACCAUUGAUGUGUUUGCUGGAAUUGCUAACUUUUUUGUGGUGGGAAUCGGGGGGAUAGUCAUUGGAGUCUUGCUGGGCUUUAUAGCAGCAUUUACCACCCGUUUCACACACAAUAUCCGAGUGAUUGAGCCACUCUUUGUCUUCCUAUACAGCUACUUGUCAUACAUCACAGCAGAAAUGUUUCACCUCUCAGGCAUCAUGGCGAUCACAGCUUGUGCUAUGACAAUGAAUAAAUAUGUGGAAGAAAAUGUAUCUCAAAAAUCCUAUACAACCAUCAAAUAUUUCAUGAAGAUGUUGAGCAGUGUCAGUGAAACCUUGAUUUUUAUCUUCAUGGGAGUGUCAACAGUUGGAAAAAACCAUGAGUGGAAUUGGGCCUUUGUUUGCUUCACCCUGAUCUUCUGCCUAAUCUGGCGUGCCCUAGGUGUCUUUGUUUUGACUCAGAUCAUUAACUGGUUUCGGACAAUACCUCUGACUUUUAAAGAUCAGUUCAUCAUUGCCUAUGGAGGACUACGAGGAGCUAUCUGUUUUGCUUUGGUCUUCCUUCUUCCUGCAGCUGUAUUUCCCAGGAAGAAACUGUUCAUUACAGCUGCCAUUGUGGUCAUUUUCUUCACAGUCUUCAUUCAGGGAAUAACAAUUCGACCACUAGUGGAGUUCCUUGAUGUGAAGAGGUCAAAUAAGAAGCAGCCAGCUGUCAGUGAAGAAAUUCACUGUCGGUUUUUUGAUCAUGUAAAGACUGGGAUUGAAGAUGUAUGUGGACAUUGGGGUCACAAUUUUUGGAGAGAUAGGUUCAAAAAAUUUGAUGAUAAAUAUCUGAGGAAGCUUCUAAUUAGGGAAAAUCAACCCAAGUCAAGCAUUGUUUCAUUGUAUAAGAAGCUGGAAAUAAAGCAUGCUAUAGAGAUGGCAGAGACUGGGAUGAUAAGCACAGUGCCAUCUAUUGCUUCAUUAAAUGAUUACCGUGAGGAAAAAAUAAGAAAACUGACCCCUGGUGAAAUGGAUGAGAUACGACAAAUAUUGUCAAGGAAUCUCUAUCAAAUACGACAACGUACACUGUCUUAUAACAGACACAACUUGACAACAGAUACAAGUGAAAGGCAAGCCAAAGAGAUUCUGAUCAGACGUCGGCAUAGCUUGAGAGAAAGCAUAAGAAAAGACAACAGCUUGAACUGGGAUAGAAGGGCAUCUACUUCAACAUCCCGAUAUUUGUCACUACCUAAGAACACCAAACUUCCAGAGAUGUUAAAAAGGAGACAUAAUGUAUCUAAAGCAGAUGGCAAUAGUAGUGACUCUGAUCCAGACACUGGGACCACAGUGCUCAAUUUGCAACCAAGGGCAAGGCGGUUUUUGAUGGACCAGCAUCAGAAGGCCCAACAGCAGUACUCCAUGGAAUGGAGAAAUGAAGUACAUGGAGAUGCCAGCAGAGUGCUGCCCUCCAUCACCAUAGUUCCUUCUGGCUCAGCAGCCCAAGCACAGACACCAGGUGUGCUCCGACAGCCUUUGCUCUCUAAAGCCAAAUUUGGCACUGUGAGAGAAGAAGGUUUGACUGAAGGAAAAAGACCAGUGCCUCCCCCCAGGCUAGUCAGGCGGGCCUCAGAGCCUGGAAACCAGAAAAACAGAUAUGGAAGUGAUAACCCUUAGUGGAAACAGCCAAAACAGAACUGUGGUAACUUGCCUAACACAUCUGUAGCUUAUUAUGCUGAAAUCUGACAGAAGAAUUGAAUCCAUAUUAAACUCACUACAGAUCUAAAUAUUUUCUGUGGGAGGCAGGGCCAACCCAUCGAUUUAAUGGGAUGAAAUGAAAAGCCCAGAAGGAGGAAAGCAAACAAAACAAAGAAAAAAACAUAAAGCAUUUUUUAUGAUUAGCUUCUAGAAAUUGCAUUUUUUCUAGGCUUGAAAAAAUAAAAGUGUGCCUUUAAUGGUUCUGGAAUUGAAUAACAGAGCUAAAAUAUUUUUUAGCAAACACCAUUGAUGGUGAAAACUUCUAUCUAUGCCUCAUUUGAGCUUUUAUUUAUUAAACUUUCUUUUCAUCUAUAACCAAUGUCUAAAUCAAUAGCACCUUCAAUUUUUAAAAAUGCAUAGAACAUUUUUCUUGAAAAAGAAGGCAGAACAAUAUGGAGCUGUUUUUGAAGAAUGUCUAUCAUCAGAGAUUGUGGGGGAAGUUUCCCCUAUUGCAGUGGGCUGACAAAGAAUUUUUUUUUUUUUUUUUUUUUUUGCUGAGGCACUUGGGGUUAAGUGACUUGCAUAGGGUCACACAGCUAAGAAGUGUUAAGUGUCUGAGGCCAGAUUUGAACUCAUGUCCUCUUGACUUCAAGGCUGGUACUCUUAUCUACUGGACCAUCUAGCUGCCCCCAUAAAGAGUAUUUUUCACAAAUAGAGUGUUCAAAUACAUCAUUCUUAUGUCUCAAUCAGGAAAAUCAUCAGAUAAGCUAUAUGGACAAAAGUGACCUGGUUGUCAUCAGGUGGCCUUAAGGCUGUGUGAUCCCACCCCUCUAUGUUAAUAAGGAGCAACUAUUUCUCAAUUUGUUCCUCUAUAUCCUGUGUUUGGCUGUGAUAUGAAAAUUGAAUCUUCACUUCAUGUUUACCUGGUGCAAACUGGACAAUGUAGGCAAGAAUUGGCAUAUGGUAGGUUGUAGACUUACCUGACUAUGAAGUUCCAUCCACACCAUUUGUAAGCGGUGUGGGAGGCAGCAGAGCAUCUCAGAGUUCCAUGUGUUUACAUUGUAUUGGUUGAUAAAUUAUACUGUGCAAUAUUAGGAAGGACGCAGGCAGUCCUAGAUCCAUGCCUACUCAUUACCCCCUCUUCAGGUAGAAUUUCCCUUUUGGGGACUGUAAGGCAUUGAAUCCAGGUCAUUAGUUGAGAAGAAAAAGCAUCUUCCAAAAAUUUAUGACAAUGAAAGAAUUCUCAUGGUUAUUUAUUGAUUUGUAGAACAGAAGACAUGUUCAUGUGAGAAUUUAAAAUAACCUGCUAUAUCUACUUAAAAAAAUAGUAACCUAAAGAUGGUUAUAUAUAAAGCAAAUGCAAUUAUACUCAAUCCUUUUUUUUUUUAAUUUAAAUUGAACCCUAGGUAUAUGAGUAAUUUAAAGUGUAGCAUAAAGUUAAGGAUCUGUGAAAUUUAAUUAAAAUAAUUAAUUUGAUUCAUUAUUCCUUGUAACAUAACUUUGCCUUAGCCUUCCCUUUUUUCCUUCCAAAUAACACCCUUUUAAAACUUCAUUGGCAUUAAGAUUUAGACUAAUUAAUUAUAUCCACAUAUAAAAUUGAAAUUCUGACAGUUUUCCUGUUUUUCACAUUGGUAAAAACUGAAAAGGCUACAAAGAACUGAUUUGUAUUAUUGAGAAAAGAUGUGAAAAUGGGUAUGGUUAAUUAAUUAGAAGAUUCAAUCCAAGAUUUUCAUCUUUAAUUUGUAUAUAGAAGCCUUCUUCAUUGUUGCUCAUAUCCUGCACCCCAAAUCCCUUGUAAUAUGAUUAGGGAUGAGACUGGAGGCAAUGUGACCAAACCAGAACAAAAACGUCUGUCAGCCCCACACUUUGUUUCUGAACCUCUAGAGAUGUCUUGUAGAUAACUCAAGUUAUGUGAAGAAACAGUUUUUAAACCACUUUGACUUUAGAUCUCGUGCCAAAAUCCAAAACCAAAAAACUCUACCAAAAACCAACAUGAAAAAUAAAUCCCACCAGAACUUUAAAUAUAGAAUAACUAUUCAUAAAUUUUUCUGUAAAGAGGAAAAAUAGAGGUGGUUUAUAUUUUGAUGAAGGCAUAAUAUAAUUGAGUUUAAAAGAUUUGUUAAUUUUUUUUUUAAAGCCAAGAGUAAGUUCUAGUUUUCAUUUUAGUAUAAAGUCAUAAUUUAAAAUGUAUAGAAAGUGAAGGAGAAAAGGAAAAUGACCUUACCAGUUCCCCAUUUUUGACCACAAUUUUCAUGUAAGAUUACAAGGAGGGAACAGGGAAAUCUUUAUAACUCAUUUGUUACCAAAAUUCAAGUUUCACUUAUAAUAUUCACAUUAUAAAUUUGCAUAUCAUUUGUAAAUUUAUUUUUACAAAGACAAAUUAAAAUGCCUUUUAAUCUGUAAUUUGGAAAAAAAAAUCAGUGCCUUGAACAUAGUAAAUAUAUGUUUAGUCAAACUGAAUUAAUAUUUAUGGUUAUUGUUCCCUGUUUUAAACAAAGUAAGAGAUAGUUAUCUAAGCUUGCCUUUUGUUUUUUUUUUCCUUUCCCCUAUCAGCCAUUAUGAUUGCAAUUGUUGUCUUUGGUAAUCAUAUGGGAAUUUUAGUAAUGUUUAAGGCAAAGAGAGUAUAAGUCUUUAUUAUAACACCUCCCUUUAAAUAAUUAACAUCAUAAUAGAAUAUUUGCAUAAUAAAAAGAUUGUCAUAGCUCAGGUAAUGGCUCAUUUUAUUUCAAGCAUUAUUGGACAACAAAUUUUUAGUACAAGAACAACAGUAACAAAAUCUGACUGGAGAUUGUUGUAACAGAAGUUAACUUGUAUUGUAGACAGGCCUUCUCGUAUGAUGAGGACUCAUUUUAAGGCAAUUUAAAACUGAAAACAGGUAUAAAUUAGGUUUUUAUUUUUUUUGAAACAAUUUAUUCAAAGAUGCCACAUUGAGAUGGCUUUCUUUAGGUCUUAAGAUCUUGCAGAUUUAUAUAUUUUGUAUUAGUUAGCCUUUGGUAACUUCAGGAUCUCAGCUAUCUGGGAUGACUUUUUGUUUUAGUUUAGAUUAUAUUUUGUAGUGAAACUGGACAAUGAUACCCGAGUGAGGGAGGGUGAUUGUUAAUUUAUCUUUUAAAAACCUUGAAUUAAAAUGUAUAAAAUCACAUUAAUUUAUUAAAUACUUAAGCACAUUUUGCAUUUGUUGCACUAUCCAAGGUAUAUUUAUAUUGAAAUUGGUAUUUCAAUAUCAGAUGUAAAAAUCACAAUGUUUGUAUUGAUUGGAAAAUGAAGUUGUCUAUAUUCUGUAAAGAAUGAUUAAAGACUUUGCUUUAUUUGAUUAAGUGGAAGUACAAAUUGACACUGUCAGCCAAGGUUUGGAUGAAACUAGGUAUGGCCUCCCCUUCUCACUAUAGACAAGAUUAUACCAGAUUUCCUCUCCUGUUGAAUAUAUUAUUUUGUUUUAUUCCUAUAAGACAUUUUUAUUCUCUCCUUAUUCAGUUUCUAAUGUCUUAUUAUUUUUUAUGUCAUUACCAAGGAAAGCUGAAUAUUCAUUAUGAAUUGUACCUUAGUUUCCAAAUUAUUUGACAUUAUAAAACUAAACAUCCAUAAGAUUUAUUGAAUUUGUUAAUUAGUUGUUUGAUAUCAUUCAUUUUUUCUUCUUUCAUUCUUUAGAGUUUUGUUUUUGUUUUUUUAAUCAAAAGAGUUCUAUUUUAUAAAACCAUGUGCAGAUACAACAAAUUAUAAAUCAACAUGUUUAUUUUAAUGGUGAGAGAAUGGGGUGUUCAGAUUACCAGAUUGUUACCAUAACUAUCUGAAAGGAAGCAUAAGAUGGUGGAUAGAGAGUUGAACUCAGUCUUAGGUUAGGUUCGAGUCCUUGCUUUUGAUACAUCCUAGUGAUGUGACCACUUAAUCCUGCCUUGGCCCAGGAAACUCUCUUACGAGUAUAAAUUGCAAUUGCUAAUGUGCAUUUUAGGGCAGCUAGUGACUCAGUAGAUAGAACAAUGGGGAUGAAGUCAGGAAUAGUCACCUUUGUGAACUCAAAUCUGGCCUCAGAUACUUACUAGUUAUAUCAUGCUAGGCAAGACAAUUAGUUUGCAUUGGUUCCUCAUCUAUAAAAUGAGCUGGAGAAGGGAAUGGCAAACCAUUCAAUGCCAAUAAACCUCAGUGGGUUCAGGAAGAGUUGUAUUCAAAUGAAUAACAACAACAAAUAUGCAUUAUAUAUAGGGAGUUUCCAUACCUGGAAUUCCUUGCACUAAUGAAGUCACAGGUUUUGGCCAAAAUAACAAACAAAAAAGAUCAUAUCCACCAUACAGACAUGCUUAAUUUUUAAAUAAGUAGAUCACAAUAAAAUAUAUUUUGCAUAAAAACUAUAUAGAUUGUAAUUUCAUCUUUUCUUGAUCAUUCAGAAGAUAUUUCAGAAUCUUAUCUGACUUGUAUUCCUUGUUGUGAAUAUAAGUUAUCUUCUGUAGAUAUAUAUAAUAGAUUUUUGUAAUUAAUAGAAACUUCAAUAGAAUAACUGAUAUUUCAUUGUUCUUUUUUUUUCCUCAAAGAUUUUUCAUUUCUGUAGCAAAAUAUAUGAAAUGUUAAAUUUAAUUGUACCAAAUUCUGGGCACAAUGAAAUGAUUACUGCAAUUGUUAUUGAUUCUCAUUUUGAUAAGACAUUUACAUAUCAUAAACUACACUAUAGGAUCAAGCAGUCUGAGUGCAUGAUAAAGUUUUAUUAUUUUAAAUUAUAUGAAAUAAUUCAAAGUAGGGCAAUAAAAUAUGUCAGAAUAGAGUGUUAGGGGUUCUACUUUAAUGAAUAAAAUAUUUCUAAUUAAUAUACUGAUUGUUUAUAUCUAAAUGAAUACUUACCAAAUACUUGAGAUAGUUUGUAUUAUAAAGUAAUUUAAACAUUCCCCCUAAAAUUGUGUUUAAAGUAUCAGUUUACUUUUAAAAAAUGGUUUUUUUCCCCCUCACCAAAAGUCUAUUUUAUCCAAAUCUUAUUUUAAAAAACUUUAAUUGUAUUUUUAAAAUUGCAAAUAGCAGGUUUCAAAUUAUAUGAAAUUGUUGUAUACACCAGAGUCCUAAAUAGGGUGAAUGGUGUUUUGCUCAGGUUGCCAAAUUUAGAGGACAUUCAUUAAUUACACACCUUCAACUAAGGUAAAAACAACUAAGCCUUGCAAGAUUAUUUAGAGCAAGAAUAAUAGAAUAAUUAGUUGAAAUAUGAAGAUAACAAAUGCAAUUUGUUCUGUUCUCUGGAUAAGCUCUGUAUUAUUGUCUUGAGGUCUUUUUGUCUCUUUUAUGUCUGUCUGUCUUGUCUAUCUCUCCCCCUCCCUCCCUCCUUUCCUCCCUCCUUCUCUUGUACUCUCUCUCUCAUUCUUUGUGCCUGUCUCUGUCUCUUUCUAUUCCUAUCUUUCGCUCUCUCUCUCUCUUCUCUCUAUCUCCCUCUCUUUCUUCUCUUCUCCCUUUCCUGCCACCAACAGGCAUUUUAUAGCACAUUAUCCAAGGUCUUUCUUCUAAAUCCCAGCUUCAACUGGUUGAUAAUUUAUAUGGGAUCUUAUAACUGAAUAUUAGUGGUUGUGAAAUUAUGAUUUAUUAUAUUUUAUAUGUGCUAUAAUUUGGCUGAUUCCUUUGUGUAGCCACAGAUUCCUUCAGCACUUUAAAACCUAAAUGAAAAUUUUCUAGAAAAUCGGGGUAUGGGGAAGAGAGAAGCUUUCAAAACCCCUUAAUAGUACUUUUCCAUUGUUAUUAACAAUGAACACUUUCAGCAUAAUUCCAGAAUCUUGUUGUGCAUGUUACCAGGAUGGAGAGUAGUAAAGAAACUGAGAGUAUCUCUUCCAAAGAAGUACAAGGAGAGCAAAACAAUGGUCAAAGCAAUAGGUAGCCGGAAUUGAAAGGUAAGUAAAAAGUCCAGUCCUUUAGUACCAGGAGAGGAAAAAAACAAGAGAUCUAAGAUAUACAGCCUGGGAAGGAAAAAAUAUUUCUGAAGUUAACACCUACACGGCUCCUAACUCGGAACUCCUGGAUGCUUGAUAUUAUCCCCACAUUUCCCCAUUUUUUAUGCCUAACCCAGAGCCUUCAUCUCUACCCAUUAAGUUCCCUCUCAUCUACAAAAUCACAGAACAAGAGACCUCAGAAGCCAGCUAAUCCAAUUCAAUCCCUAAAGAAAUCUGUUGAACACUCAAUUGGUCACUUCUGAAAAAACUCCAAGGUAAAGAAACAAAGAGACAGCCCAUUCUACUUUGAGACAGCUCUAAGUGUGGGUGGGUGUGGGUGUCUAGGUGUAUGGUGUUUCUUUUCUUUUAAAUAUGCCAAUUCCCUUCAACUAAUCUCCUUAUAACAUGGACUCAAGACCUUUCAUUAUCGUGAUUGCCUUUCUCUGGACACUGUCCAGCUUGUUAGUAUCCUUUUUAAACUGUGGCAAUUUAAGCUGAUGGCAGUAAUCUGUCAUCAUCUGAACUGAUGGCAAUAAUCUAGAUGAGGUCUGAAUAAGAUAGAGUACAAUGGAACUGUUGAGGUUCAGAAGAGACCCCAAAAAGUUGGGGUUGCAGACUGGUGUCACGAGGUGUCUCAAAAUAUUUUUUUGCAAAAAUUUGCAGAUUUGAUCCUAUAUUUAAGUCAAGGGGCAAAGUUUAUUGUAAUUGUAAUGCCAAUUCCAAAAUAAUUUUAGUAAAGAACCAGCAGCAAGAUCAUUUUAUAGAAAAAAGACAGAGAUCAGGUGCUUCAUGUCACUGAUAUGCUAAUUUUGUGGCCCAGAGGAAGAACUGAGGAGUGGUCUUAAGAAUUUGGUUAUCACUGACCAGCAGAUCAUGUAUCUGAAAGUCAGAAAUGUUUGUUGACUGACAUUGUUAGAAGAGCACUCCCAAGGUUGGGGAGACCUCGGGAUCACUGAUUUUAAAGCCAGAAGACUUGAGGAUUAUUGACAGAUUGUUAGAACAGUAGCACUCUAAGGUCAAGGGGACCUCCUUACUGCUGUUUUCCAUAGAAGUUAUACUCCCUUCAGAACCUUGUUCCUGGAAUGCCUCUGGAAUGAAAACUUCUGCCUUAAGUCAUGGAACCUGCAUAUAUAGCUUGAAGCUGGCAGGUAGAGUAGUAUAGGAAAAGUGUCUGCACUUCUAUUUUAAGAGUCAGGGAAGAUGUAUUUCUGUUCUCUCAAAUUAGAAUCCUAAAUUCACUUGUGUAAAGAAACAUUACCCUAUAGGGUAGUUAACUGUGGCUUAUUGAAAAGGAGGAGUCCUGAGUUCUAGCUCUGUCUGCCACUGAUUUGGCAAAUUACUUUGAGUUCUCAACUCCUUUUUUCUGAGUCUCAGUUUCCUUAUCUCUAAAAUGAGAAUGAAUUGAAUAACAUCCAAAGUCUCAUCUAGCUGGAAAUGGCUAUCCACUGGUAUUUAUGGUCUCUUCCAGUUUUAAAUACAAUGAUUAUAUGUAACAGUUACUCUUUUAUCUACUAUAUCUCAAAUUCCUUAUGGGUCAGAUGGGACCCUAUGUGCUACCCUGGGAACCUGAUUAUAUAUACUAUUGUUUCUGUGGGAACAUUACAUUACAAAAAAUCAACUUUUAAACACAAACUCAGUAGAGUUUGAGGAAUUCCUUUAUUGGUUUUAAUAAUAAAUCCACCAGCUUCUUUUACUAUUAGACAUCUAAAAAUAAUUUUAUUCAGAAAAUUAAAUCUUAAAAUAUAGUGAACGGAAAUGUACAAUUGUUUAUAAACCUCUUAUGUUCAAGUCACUCAGGUCAUUCUUUAAUACUGCUAAAUGAAUACUCAUCCCAAAGAGAUAGGAAAAUGAUAUUGCCUUAGUUUUAGUGAUAUAUAGACCAAAAGUUUAGAACUGCAGAAAGAUAUUGUUAGAGGUUGCAAUAAAAACCAAAAAUGGUAAAGUUCAAAAAUCUCUGCAGUAUCUGUGGUACAUGUUGUAGAAAGCUCAAAACUAUACAAAUUAUACUUACAAGUAUGAAUAUAAACAUCUACACAGUCCAAAACAAGAAGUCAGGAAUAGAUAUAUUUGUUGCCGCUAGUCAUUAGUUUCUUUCAAUUUGUACCUCAGUAAGUAAAUUCAGAAUUGUCAUAGCAUGGGCUACUACUCCAAAAAAGAAGGCUAGGCUAUUGAAUUCCAAAGUUCAUGACUUACUUAAAAGCCUUGAUGAAACCUAUUCUUUAAAAAGGAAAUUAAGAUAUUUUUGAGAAAGAUGUGGUCUCACAAAAGUUACUUUCCAUCUAGCCAGGUUUUCUAAUUGUAAUUGUUAGUUAAUAUCUGAAUCACUUUUUAAAGUGUAGAUUGCUUUGGGAAGAGGCAUUUCUGUUGAUUGACAUAUGUGUAUCAAUAAGUUCAAGACAUAUUAAAAUAAAAAUAUUUUUGUUGCACUAAA
Antechinus flavipes (yellow-footed antechinus) is the source of this 12251-nucleotide messenger RNA. RefSeq names its product solute carrier family 9 member A2 (gene SLC9A2). The coding region runs from base 1443 to 3905 and encodes 820 amino acids. Gene Ontology annotation, cellular component: membrane. Gene Ontology annotation, molecular function: sodium:proton antiporter activity. The record is from RefSeq and is a predicted model, not a curated record. The transcript has 12 exons. Gene Ontology annotation, biological process: sodium ion transport; regulation of pH; proton transmembrane transport. NCBI's taxonomy places the organism in Eukaryota, Metazoa, Chordata, Mammalia, Dasyuromorphia, Dasyuridae.